Molecule: messenger RNA, 357 nt
Organism: Staurois parvus
Lineage: Eukaryota; Metazoa; Chordata; Amphibia; Anura; Ranidae
Source: the annotation of a GenBank genome assembly
AUGCAGACUGCUUCUACAAACAUUUGUGAAAGAAUGGGUCGCACUCAGGAGCUCAGUGAAUUCAAGCGUGGUGCCGUGAUAGGUUGCCACCUGUGCAAUAAGUCCAUCCAUGACAUUUCCUUGCUACUAAAUAUUCCACGGUCAACUGUUUGUGGUGUUAUAACAAAGUGGAAGCAACUGGGAACAACAGCAACUCAGCUACCAAGUAAGGGGGGUCAGCACAUGCUGAAGCGCACAGUGUGCAGAAGUUGCCAAGUGUCUGCACAGUCAAUAGCUAAAGACCUCCAAACUUUUUGUGGCCUUCAGAUUAGCACAAUAACAGUGUGUAGACAGCUUCAUGGAAAUGGUUUCCAUGGC